CCUCCCAUUUUCCGAGCUCCAAUAAGCUUGUUUGUUCGGCAUCAGAGCAGUCUUCGCGGUUCCAAAGUUGCAAGCGAUAAAAUCCAGUGAAAUUCUACAUCACUCCCUCACGAUUUAUAUACUAAAAUUAUCGCUUGCGUAGUCUCUUUUGGAUUAUGAGUUAUCAUUUUGAGUAAUCUAGUGAAAUAAUAUUUUAGUGUUGCCAUUUGACUCUUAAUUAAUAAUGAUUAAAACAAUGCGGAGAACGUAAGCUAUUCCGAAUACUGUCUCUCGUAUCGUCUGACGAAAACGUGCGAUUGCUUCGUGUUGUCCAAGGUAGGAAACGAUCGCUGGUUUGUUUAUGUGAAAACUAUUUAUGGAUAUAGAUUGUGCAUGACAAGUUUCCGGUGAAGUGUUUUUUGUGGGAUAUUUAAGUGUGAUUUUUCAUUUAUUGGAUUACCUGAGUAAUUUGUAUCCAGAAAUAAAGUGUGACGAUAUUUGGAUAAAUACUACGGAAUUGUGCUAUCACAAUGAAUGUUUAAAUGGACGUAAAUUUCUGGUAAAAGAAUUAAGAAUGCUUGCCCCUAACUCGAAAUAUCUUAUGAUGAUUGAAUUUCUGUGACUGAAAUGGGACUGAUGCAAACUUUCCUGCUAACUUAUGGAGUAUUGCUUCUGUUACACUCUGUGCGUUCUUGUCCCAUUCUCGGUCCCAGUGCAUUUGGAAAUGUAACUCAUGAUCAAGAUUUAGAAGUUGGGUCGCUUUUGAAACUUCAAUGUUCUCUUUUUCCCGAACAAGCUGAAAAGAACAAAAUUUCUGUCAAAAAUCUCUCUUUAAAAUUAGAAGGCAAACCGAUCAGGAACAUAAACAUCAUUGAUGACUUGACUCUUGAGUAUGUUGUACCAUCAGCCACUGUUAAUGAUACUGGUGUUUACAACUGUUUUGUGGACAUUCCAGAUGUCUAUAACACAGAGCAAUUAGUGUGCAAUACUUAUGUUGCAGUGGGUUUCAAGCCUUUACCAGUUGAAACCUUUUCAUGUAUAAGUGAAGAAUACACUAAUCUAACAUGUACCUGGAAAGCACCUUUUAACCCCAUCCAUACCAAAUACAAGCUCUAUGAUUACUAUUUCCAGCCUUUUCCAGAUUUGUUGUAUUUCGAAUGGAAAGAACCUUUCAUCCCUAUCCAUACCCAAAACAAGCUAGAGGAUUACUAUUUGAAGCUUUCCAUUAACCGAACAUGUCCGGAAAUGCUGAAUUCCACCAGCUGUCAAUAUCGUAUGGACACAAAACCUGUAUACGUAAAACAACAAAGUAAAAUACACUUUAUUCUGGAAGGAAACAAUUCCUUGGGUAUAAAUAAACAGUUCAUCAAUAUUGAUCAUUACAAAAUUGUUAAACCUGGCAAACCGAAAUUUAUCAUAUGUACUAAUGUCACGCAAAACAGUUUAUCCAUGCAAUGGAAUGCUCCAAAGGGACUAGAUUAUGGCGAAGCUCCAGCUGGCUUAAUAUAUCACAUAAGAUAUUACUCUGUAUCAACAAAUCUUCCUGGCUCAAAGGAAAUAGAACUGUACGCUGAGAAAAAUCUUAACAUUUCUAUUGUUGAUUUGGUACCUCAUACUCUCUAUGAGUUUGAAGUAAAAGUUCGCCUAAAUAUAUCAGGUGAUGAAUAUUAUUGGAGUGAACCUUCGAAACAUACAGAAAAAACUAAGUCUGAUGUUCCGUACCUGGCGCCUGAAACCACAGGAUCUGCUUUUGAUAUGCAAAUCAUUGCUGGCAACCGAUCUAUAACAUUGUAUUGGAAGUCUAUCCCAUCUGAAUUAGAGCAUGGGGAAGGAUUCCACUAUGCAGUUCGGUAUCACGAAUAUCACGUUGUCCAUCGUCGAUACAAGCGUGAAGUGGUCAAGAAGCCAAACUAUUGGGUUACAGUUGCAAAUGCAACUAGUUUCACAUUUGAGCAUCUGGAUAUUGAUUCAGCUUACAUAUUUAAUAUAUUGAGUGCUAAUAAAAUAGGAAAUUCCUCCAAUGACACUACUAGAAUUGUUGUGGACAAAAUUGAAAAAAUGAUACAAGGACCAAAGGACAUAAUGGUUAUAUCGUAUGGGAAAGGAAAUUACUCAUUAACCUGGAAAAAUCUCGCCUUGGAUGUCUCACAUUUUACCCUGUUUUGGUGUCAGACACUGAAAUCGAGACCAGCAAAGUGUGAUGGACCGAUCGAGUGGCUUCACACAGCGGAAACCAGUCAUGAGUUGUUGCUUCCAGAUCAUCAUACGAAUUAUCAGUUUGCUGUCAGUGCAAAUCGAAAUGAUCAGACUUCUGGAAUGGUUUGGGCCCCAUGCAUUGCUUCAUACGCUGGUGUUCGAUAUUCGGUCAGCGAAAUGAAAUUAACAAUUAAAAAUGCUACUAGUCUUAGAGCUCAAUGGGCCUUAUCUUGUAAAGCUCAAGAAAAAGUUAUUAAAAAAUAUUUAAUUUCCUAUUGUUCCUAUCCUGGAAAAUGUGUGGACUCUGAUUGGAAAUGUGAGACUGGUUGGUCAAAUGUGACAGUCUCUGAUUCUUCGAGAACUGAAUAUAUUCUGAGCUCUUUGAAGCCAUAUACUUGUUAUGUGGCUUUCAUUAGAGUUCUGACGAACAGUGGUUGGAGCGAAAACAGUGAUUAUGCUUAUGAAUCUACAAUGACAUCUGCUCCAAGCGAUUCUCCGAGGAAUGUCAUUGCGUCUGUUGUUCCCGUUGAUCAUUAUUCCGCUGAAAUAGAGGUGAUAUUUGAUCCUCCGACAACACCUAAUGGAGUGAUUACCAAGUACGAAAUAUACUACAACGAGUCUUCAUCUGAAGAUUCAACUCUACGGAAGGAAGUAAAACCGGAUGAAAGCAGGGUCAGAAUUAAGAAUUCUGUCCACUACUAUACAAACUAUUCCAUUCAAGUGUCAGCUUGUGUCCAACAGGCUUGCUCCAAGUUAUCCACUCCUGUUUAUGUUUUCACUGGAAUUUCAAAUCCUAGUCCUGUGAAUAAACCAAGAGUGGAGCAAAUUGAUUCUACUUCGAACAUCACUUGGGACCCUCCAAACCCUCCAAAUGGACCCAUAAAUUUCUAUGAAGUAGAACUAUACAGCAAUGACACUGGCAAAAGCAUGCAUUAUGUCGUCAACUCUUCCAGCUCUUUGUCCUUGAAGAGAGAGUGCAACGUUGUUGAGCCAGAUGAAACUGUUUAUGAAUUGAGUGUCCGAGCCGUGAAUUUGGGAGAUUUAGGAUCUCAUCUAUAUGGUGAAUAUAGUCAUCCUACAAAAAUGACCUUCUGCAGUCCAGGAAAAUCCGUUCUUCCUCUUGUGGGAUUCAUACUUGGAGGUGCUUUUGCCUUUGUGAUUGUUGUUAUCGUUCUGUCAGUUUUUGUUAACAGGUGUCGCAAAGAAGUGAUAUCGAGGAAAAAUAUAAACAUCAAACUUCCUUUGGAAUUGGAAACUCCAUUUGGUAAUUCUUUGAACUCUUUCAAACUUAAAAAUGGCCUUCAAAAGACUGCACCUGAUUCUUCCAUACCAUGUGAUCGAGCCUACGAGCGACUCUGCACCUUCGCUCAGGAAGGGAGUCAAUGUGAUCCUGAUGGAUGGGGAGAAAAUGAUGUUCACUCUCAUAGAAACAACAGUGGGGAAAGCAACAAAUCUGGAGUUUCUUCUGCAGACACUACUCGAACUGUAGUUUCGAUGGAUUCGAGCGUCGAACAGGAAUGUGACACAGUCAAUUCGGGUUCUUCCAUCCCAUCCCACUCAGGUGGGACAAAUGCAGAGGACCUGGAACAGCUAUCAGGUCCAUUUACGUCACAAUUUGUUAAUAAUACCAACAUGACCUUUUCAAGAUGCUUCGUACGACCGAGAAUGCCUGCCAAAGGGGAGGAAUUGGGAAUAAUGCCACCUUAUUGCAAGUUUAGUGAAAUUCCUUCUGCAAUACAGGAAAAUCAAUUUUCUGAGAACCCAUAUCAGUCUCGUUUCUCCGCAGAGAGCUUUCUCCAAAGCUUAUACAAAAUAAAUAGUGAGCCUUCUCUUUACGGUUAUGGAGAUGAGGAUCUAGAAGUAGUUAGCACCCCUAACGCACCACCCUAUUCUAAAUUUGGUUUGGCUCGGAGCAACACCCAUUUAUGCGAAAUGAAUAGACCUAAUGUUGGCUACUCUAAGUUUGGCACCAUGUAUAGCCCCAACGGCAUUCAAAAUAAUGCCCAAAUAUUCACUGUUUUCAUGCCACCUAAUGGUCCAUUACCUGUGUUGCCAUUAUCAGGUCGUGAUAAGUGUCCCCUGCCCAAAAAUGUUGCUACAAAUCAAAACUCAUUUAAAAGUACCAAUGGCGCAUACUCUAAAUUUGGUGUUGGCAGACCAGCCUGGGAAACAGGCAAAAACUAUGUUCCUGUUAAGAGUGUGCUACCCGCGAAUGCAGAUGUCAAAUCGACAGACAAUUCUUCGCCUAAAUACACUGCAUCUGAUGUUGCUUAUCCUAGUCAGACUAAUAAUCAGCCGCAAGAAACGUUGGAAAUGGAUGACGAUCCUCGUAGUUUGUUAGAGGUAAUGGCUGCAGACGAAAGGUUUGCAGCACCCUCGGUGAAAACUGUGCAAAAUCUGCCAAUCGCUUGCAAUGGCAUCCUGCCCGAUGCAGGACCCAUAAGUGAACUUGGAUCAGUUCCAAUUGCCAAUGGUGUUGAUGACACGAAUCACAAGUUUGACGAUUCUUGGAAAUAUUUUAAUGGAGAUGCACCACCCAUUAUGCCAUUAAGGGUUGACGAUUAUGAGGAACCAGAAUCUUAUAGUCCUCCAAAAACACCAGACAAUAGAGAGAUAUCAACUGCUAAUAACAAUUAUAUCUUGCUCAGUGAGCUUGCAAAGCAGAAACUACUCUCUGUGAAUUCUAUACAAUGUAACAAUUUAACAGACACACCUGUUGCCAGUGUAUGAUAAAUAUUUGUAUGUUACCAAUAUCUGUCAUCAUAUAAAUGUUACCAGUGUAUAGUAACUAAUAUCUGUCAUCAUAUACAUGUUACGGAUGCAUGAUAACAGUUACUUGUAUAUUAUCCAGAUACAGUUUAUCAAGCAGCUGUUACUUUUGUAUGAUGAGAUAUUUGUAUAAUAUGAUAUACUGUUCAUUUGCACUUGUUACUGGUGUAUGAUAACAGGCAUUUGUAUUUUACCAGAUACUGUUUAUCCUGCCAAAAGAAAGAAUAUUUAAUUAUAUUUCUGCUGCACUGGUUUAAAGUUGCAAAACAAUUACAUUUAAAACCAAAUUGAAAUUUUGUUUCUGCAAAAAAUUGUAAAAAGUUUUUUUUCCUGUAUAAAUGUCUCAAAAAAAACCCAAUAUGAUAGCUGUAUAUUUGUUAAUUUAAUAAUGAGGUAUAUAUAUAUAUAUUUGUGAAAAUAUUUUAUGGACUUGAAUUUUUGUUUACUCAUUACAUUUUAAAAAUAAUCUUUGCUUGUUGAACUGCAAGGAGCGUUUCUGCUUCUUUUGUUUAUUAUAUUUAAAAAAAACUUCUUUUUUUUUUUAAAUAAUUGAUGAUUAAAAUCUGACAAAUUUUUUAAAUUAAUUCUUCAAUUCAAAUUUUUUUUAAAAUUUUGUAAUAACAAUUUCUGAUAUACGUAAAAGAAAAUGACAUCAUGUUUUUACCUAGUAUAUAUAUAUUUAUUUAUAAUUUCUAAUUGAUUUUAUAUAAAAUUGAGAAGUAUAAAAUUGAUUUUUAUGUUACUUUUCUUCAGGUUUCACAUUAUAAUGGAAAUUUAUUUAUAAAAUAUUAUUACACCUUUUUUUUAAAAAAAAAAAAUAUGUUUCCAUAAAUGAUUAUAAAUAACCUAAGUGAAAUUGAUGUAAUAAUAUGUUCAAUUUAAUGCCCAAAUUAUGCAUAUCAACUUAUAUUUUAUCAAAACGCAUUUCAUGAAAGUUAACUAUCAUUUUAGUUUUAAAUAACUGUAUUUUAACGUAAUUUAUUUAGCUAAAUUUUCAGUUCCUAUCCAUUUAAUUUUUACAUUCUAUUUAUUAACUUUUUUUUCGUCUUUUCAAAACAAUUUAUUCUACUCAAAUUACAUUUUGCCUGCCAUAAAUGUACCUUAUUUAAAUAUUUAAAAAAAAAAUAUUUCUUGCUUUUUAUUGGUAUAUUUUACUUUUUUCAUUAUUCAUAUAUUCAGCGUUAUGAAGAAGAAGAAAAAAUUCGCUAACUUUUUAUUACAUUGUUUUCAUUUUGACAGUUAUAUUAAAAUUAUAAAUUUUAUUUAUAAUAAAUUAUUAUUAUAAAAAUAAUAUCAAAUAAAAUUUCUUUUAACCUUCUUCGUAAGUAGACUUUAUGUUUCUUAUUUUUAUUUUUCAAUAACAACAAAAUAAAUUUUUACUUGCUUUUUAAAGUUUAAUCUGCUUGUUAUGAAAAAUUUGCAAGUACAAAUAUUUUGAACUUUUCUUUUCAACCCUAACUAUUGAGGGAAUGAUUUCAAAUAUUGAAGACUAUUUCUUAUAGAAAAAUAUCAUUUAUAUAAUAUUGUACAGAUGAUCAAUGAAACACAAAUAAAUCGAAGAAAUUUGUGUUGUAUAAUAAUUGCUCAUUAUUGUUUGUGUAAUUUUUGUUCCAAUGGAUGGAUUCAGUAUUGUGUGUUUCAAAUCUAAUUUUAUGUAUUUUUAUUUGCCAACAAUCAAGUAACAAAAGUGGCUUUUGAUGAUGCUUUUUAAAAGAAAAAAUUAUUUAAAAAAAAAAUGAAAUGAAAGUAUAGUUGCACUUUCUUGUUUCUAUGCUGUGUAUUAAAGCUUCAAAGUAAAUAAUGAGUUAAAUGAUUUACUUAAGUUAAUUUUCAUGAUUGUCUCUUUGUUGGUUUUUGCAAAUUAGCAAAGCACUUUCCUGUUUCUAUAUCAUAUAUUGUGAUUCUGGAGAGAAUAAAAAAAAGUGUUAAUUUCACAAUCUCAUUUAUUUCUGUUAAAAAUUACUUUUACUAUUAGAUGUGCAGUAAAGUGUAACUUUCUACUAAAAGCUUUACUUAGAAUUAUGAACAGCAAGUGGCAGUUCUUUAUAUAACAGUACUGUGUGAGGAAUAUUUUCUUAAAAUUCAACAAAAUCUAUAAAGUUGUUAAAAACUGAGGUAAUUUGGUAAAACUUUUAGAUUUUGAGUGACUUUCAACUAGUGUAAUUUAAUAAAAUAUUGAAAUUUUAUCUGCCUAUCACCGACAUCAACAAUUUUAGAUGAGCGGUGAAUGUUUGUGCUGGUCUUUCAAGCUGCUCCGUAAAAUCUACUUGAAAACAAGUCUUGCAUGUAUGCUAUCAUAUGCUGCACUUAAAUACUUUUGCAUUUAUUUCUAAGUUGAUUUUUUGUCCCUUAAUGUUACAUUUUACUCUUUUUGUUGUAUCUCAUUUUAUUUAUUAUUUUAUACAAGAAAUUUUCCUUUUAUAUCUUAAAUAAAUGUUCACUGACUAUUAGUGUAAAUAAGAUUUCUGCAAAAUAUUUAUGUUUGUAUUAUUUAUUCAGAAAAAAAAGAAAGAAAAAUAUAUUUCCUAGUUCGUAGAUUGGAAACAUAUGAUACUGAAUCUUUAACCAUUUGUUUUGUGCAGUGAGAAAUAUUCAAAUUGUGAUAUAGACCUUUUGUUUCAGUGUUUAGUAAAAAUUAAACCUAAAAGCAGUUUAUUUAUUAAAUUUUUUAAGCUAUUUUUUAGAUAUAUAUGUACAGAAAGCAAAUGUUGAUUUAUGGAGAUAUUUAUAUCAGUGUUUUUACUGCACCAGCGUUUCCAGUUUUUAAGUAUCUAUAGUAACUAUAAUGAAAAGAGUCUAUAUUGCCUCGUAAAAAACUUGGUCUACCUCAUAAGGUAAAAAUCAUUUGUUUGCUCAAAAUGAUCAAGAUAGAUAUUCUUUUCAUGGAAAGAAAAGUUCUAUUAAUUCUUGCCAUUAUGCUACACAAAGAACUGAACUCUUGGUAUUUUGUAAAUUUUAAUCUUAAAACUGUUUUUCUGAUUGUUCUUUUGUCAUAUGUAAUAACAUCAACUCAUUUUAGCGACAUACUAGGCUGUUUUUAUUUCAUCUAAUUUCAUAAUAUUCCUCAUGUUAGGUUAAGUUUUGUCCUCCUAUAACCAGGUCCCUUAUGCUAUAAUGAAAAUGAAUAAAAGCCACAGCUCUGAGAAAAGUUAGUCUUUUAAAUUUAAUUUUUUAAUAAUUAAAAAAAUUACAUUAAAAUAGUAUUGCUAAAGCUUAUGUAAAACAUGAAGAAAAUAUAGAACAAUUCAAUAAUUUUUAUCCAACAUAUUGGAGAAAAAAAUUUAAUAAUUAUUUGAAAAUGUAAACUAUUUCGUCUAUUUUAAUGUCCGGGCAAUUUUUUUAUAAGAUAAGAAUAUGUAAUUUGAAGUUAAUAUCUUCAAGUUUAAGGCUCUUAAAACUGCCUUUUUUUUAUUUUUCAUGGCAAAUAAAAGCUUAGAAAAACAUCCUGAAUUUUUCUAAAUUGUCUUGUUAAAAUUGAUGUCCACUUUGAUAUUUCUUUCUUAUCAAAAAAGAAAAAAGGGCAAUACAAAUUAUCUUAAAAAUUAUUUUUUCUUAAGGAGGAAAUGUUAUAACAAUUAUUUCUGAUAAUUUGAAUAAUGUUUUAUUUUGCAAUAGUUUGCCUUAUAACUUCUACAAUAAUGGUGUUUGUUAUAUUUUUAAAAAAUAUGGAUCAGGUCAUAAAUUGGCAAAUAGCUGUUUCAUAUUUACUUAAUGUACUCUCACACCCAAAAUAUGAUUUUUUUCGUACUAGUUAUCAGAAAUAACUUUUAAUGUAUUAUUAUCUAACUAAUUCCUAAAUUUAAGUAAGUUCCUAUAAAAAAACUCUUAAAAAAGAAAGUUUACAUAAUUUAUUGCUUAUUUGAAUAUUUAAAUUAUAUUACAUAAUUAAGCGAGCUUCAAGAAUAUUAUUCGGCUUAUAGUUUUUCUUUUCUAAAAUUUUUAGUUUAUUUUUAUUCAGAACUCCUUUUUUAAAUUAAUAAAAAAAUCUUCUAGCUAUCAAUAAUAAGUUAUUUGUCUAUUACAAUUAAAAAUAAGUUGACAUAAUAAAAAGUAUUUCAAAUUUAAACUCAUUUAAUGUCAAUCGUAAAUGUAAAAUAUUACAGACCAUUUAUAGUUAUAAGUGUAAUCAAGUUUUUGUAUUUUGAUGACAAUAAAAAUUCCUAAAAUUCCCUACAUGUAAAAUAUUGAAUGUAUCAUGAAAGAGUUAUCAAAAAAUUUAUACUAUUUCGUAAAGUCUACUGGAUUUUUUUCUUUGCAGCUAUGUGUUGUAAUGGAUUGUUGUUGUGGCCAUUAUAAUUUUUUUUUUUAAAAAGUGGCAAAAGAAUUUGCAUAAAGCCCAUGGUAUUUUAUAUUAGCUUCUUCCUAAUUUAUCAUGCAAUUAAAAUAAUUUACCACUACUAAUUUUUGUCCCACUAGCUAACCACAGAUAGGCAGUUAUUUUUAUUAAAAAGCUGUAGCUAAUCUAUUAUUGUUUGAUAAAAA
Parasteatoda tepidariorum (common house spider) is the source of this 9426-nucleotide messenger RNA. RefSeq lists its product as uncharacterized. Lineage: Eukaryota; Metazoa; Arthropoda; Arachnida; Araneae; Theridiidae. Gene Ontology annotation, molecular function: protein binding. The record is from RefSeq and is a predicted model, not a curated record.